Capsella rubella is the source of this 996-nucleotide messenger RNA. RefSeq lists its product as uncharacterized. The record is from RefSeq and is a predicted model, not a curated record. Lineage: Eukaryota; Viridiplantae; Streptophyta; Magnoliopsida; Brassicales; Brassicaceae. Bases 407 to 874 code for a protein of 155 amino acids. The transcript has a single exon.
UCCUCGUCGUCAUCUACUACUACUAGUACUAGUAUCCCAAGCGUAACCGAAACAGAAACACAUUUCUCUGACUUUAUUAUAUAGCUUUUUUGCCUUCUUCUUCCUCUUUUCUUUUUUUCCAAUCUUUUACAAUAAUAUUCAUCCGUACGCUCUCUCUCCCACACUCUCUCCAGUCUCCUAUUCAAAACGAAACCUUUGAGAUUCUCUCGAAAGAUAUCUCCUUUUCUCUGGCGAUUUUCUCGGUUUUUUUUCUUUUAUGAUGAAUCGGUGAUAACCAGAAGAGCCAAGAGAGGAGGAUCGAUAGAUUCGUGUAUCUUGAUUUGAUUUGAUUGGAUUGGAUUGAGAUCUCUCUAUCUGCAUUUGUUUUGAUAAUUAGUCAAAAACAAACUCUCAGAUUUAUUCGUAUAUGAUGAAUCCGUCGACUUCUACCAGCCGGAAACAACCGGGUCUCCGUCGAAGUCUCUCAUCGCCGUCGUUAUGCGGCGGAGGAUCCACCACGGCUGAGUGUUGCGGUGGUACGACGGCGAGUUGCGCGGCCAUUUGUCUUUGCCCUUGCAGCGUCGUCAACCUCGUCGUCCUCGCUGUUUACAAGGUUCCCCGCGGACUCUGCCGCCGCGCACUCCGCCGUAUGAGGCGGAGACGAUUGGCCAAAAAAAUGGAGAGUUCAGAGAGUGGAGAUUGCGAGAAGAAGCUGGGCAAAGUAGGGAGUUCGCAAUUCGCUGUACAUCCGCUGGGGAGCAAAGACGAGAAGGAGGAGGAAGAAGAAGAAGAUGAUGAAGCUGUGAUUGCAUUGGAGAAGGAGAUGUGGAACAGAUUCUACAGUGGAGGUUUCUGGCGAAGCCUUUCUCGUGCUGAAACGGCGUCGCCUCCUUAAUGCUUCUAACAUUCUUGUUGAGAUUGUUUUUGUUCAAGUGUUAGUCUGUAAAACCAAUAUGUGAAUUCGAGAUCAUGAUCAAUGUUGAUAGAAAUAUAUGUGUCAAUUCAAUUUAUCUAGAA